Stylophora pistillata is the source of this 1279-nucleotide messenger RNA. RefSeq lists its product as uncharacterized. Gene Ontology annotation, molecular function: oxidoreductase activity. Lineage: Eukaryota; Metazoa; Cnidaria; Anthozoa; Scleractinia; Pocilloporidae. The record is from RefSeq and is a predicted model, not a curated record.
CGACGAAGUGUACAUCAAAAAUGUAUAGGCGGGUAUUAGUCGCUGAGGUGCGCUCGUUCGUUGAGCGGUGUAUGGCAUCAGUGGGAACAGAUCCAAAGCACAGUGCUGCUCUUUCUCAAGUACUCACAGAGGCCGAUGCCAGGGGACACUUCACUCACGGGUUAAACAGAUUAGAAAUCUACGUUCGUGACAUUACGAAUGGCGUCACGCAAGCGAAGGGUGAACCAAGAAUUGAAAAGGACUUUGCAGCUACCGCACUGGUUGAUGGAAACAAUCUUCUUGGUCCGGUUGUUGGUAACUUUUGCAUGGAUUUAGCCAUAAAGAAAGCUAAAGAAUACGGAAUUGGCUGGAUUGCAUGUAAAGGCUCAACACAUUUUGGUAUCGCAGCGUGGUACAGCGGUCAAGCUCUACAACAUGGAAUGAUAGGUAUGAGCAUGACAAACGGUUCCCCUGUGGUGGUACCAACGAGGGCAGCUAAGCCAUCCAUUGGAACAAACCCGUUCUCAGUUGCCGCCCCGGGGAGGGACGGGGACAGUUUUCUCCUGGACAUGGCCACGUCAGCAGCGGCAUAUGGCAAGCUUGAGAUUUGUCGUAUAAAAGGAACUAAAAUGCCACAGGGUUGGGGUGUCGACUCAAGAGGAUUGGAAACUGUUGAUCCUGUGGAGGCUAUAAAAGAAGGUGGAUUAUUACCUCUGGGAGGAAAGGAAAUUACAGGUGGUUAUAAAGGUUUUGGAUUAGCCAUGAUGGUCGAUAUGUUCUGUGGGAUUUUAUCGGGAUCUGAAUUUGGGACAAACAUCAAACGCUGGCAAGGAGAAGAGAAACGAGUGCAAAAUUUGGGUCAAUGUUUUGUGGCAAUAAAUCCUGAGGUUUAUGCCGACGGAUUUGAGGAUCGAAUGCAAUCUUUGAUGGAUCAGUACAGAAAUUUAGAACCGGCUGAAGGUGAGACCGCGGUACUUGUUGCUGGCGAUCCUGAAAGAGAACACAUGCGUAAAGUUCGUCGAGACGGUGCCAUCCAUUAUCACGUUAACCUAUUGCAAUAUAUGGAUCAAAUUGCUGAUCGGUUAGGAGUGGAACAUUUACCAACGUUGUAGAGACCUUACUUGGUGCAAGUUCACGCGCAGAACGAAAGAAAAUAAGACAUCUCCAGCGAAAAGUAGAAUCUGGAGAUUUGGAACAAGUUAGCAUUGAGAAUGGGACCAACACUAAACUCAGAAAAAUGUUCUCCAAGGUAGCGAAAAACUGUCGUGCUAUCAGUGGGUAUUAAAACAGUGAGCCGCUA